Molecule: messenger RNA, 996 nt
Organism: Pyricularia pennisetigena
Lineage: Eukaryota; Fungi; Ascomycota; Sordariomycetes; Magnaporthales; Pyriculariaceae
Exons: 1
Coding region: 1-996 (331 amino acids)
Source: RefSeq, a predicted model, not a curated record
AUGCCAAACUACGAUGACAAACAUGAACUUGUCUGCUACUUUUUAACACACUUUCUCGGCCCCGUUGUGUUUGUCGUCAUCCUCUUCUCCUACUUCCUCUGGAUCCUGAUCACGACGGUCCAAGACAACACCGACCAGACCAUCCUGCCGCGCCACACGAUCCUCGGGUUCAGUAUAGUCCUCCUCGUCUUUGCCCCGGUGCUGCUGGCCGCGCACUGGGUCUUCUUCCACUAUUAUUGGCGGCGGCACCCUCACGGGGGCGGCGUCUUGCCUCCCAGGGAGUUUGAGCUGGAGCACCUCGCCGGCAUACUGCGGCCGCCGCUCGAUGCCAUCCAAGCCGCCCUCCCGUCGCAGCAGCCCGGUCCCUGCGCCGAGGAAGCAGCCAGGGAUCCCGACCGGCUGAGGAUCAACAGCCUGGACACUGCCAGACCGAGUCUAGCGCCCCGGAGUCUCUACGACUCCUCGCUUCAAGACGACGAGACGACGACGCCCAGGGCCGCCUUUCGUGUCCUGGAAAGCGACAUGCUCGAGCCGCAAAGCGCCAGCCUCUGCCUGGAUUCCAGCACAACAGUGACAUCGCCCCUUUUUCUAGACGGGCCCGUGUCCUUCUGGGAAGACCGCCCAUCGGACGACAUUGCGGAGAGCAAUCAUGCGCGACGCUCACGACACGACAGGGACGGCCCGCGCGUGCAUUUCGAUGCCUCCGCCACCAAGAACGCCCAUUCGCCCAGUGCGGGCGGCGACCACGCCCGCCGCUGGAGGGCCCCUGCCGCCGCGAGGUGCCUCACUGACCAGCCCGCCAGGGCGCGCAGGAGUUUGUCUUGCUUGAGAACUGCCGCUGAUAUCGCCGCCAAUGGAGGAUGCACUGCGGGCUCCCGGAGUGGCCCUGGCGGCUCCGACGCUGAUUAUACUCCUUACAAGCCGUCGCGCGGGUCGCACUUUGAGGGUGAAAGGGACGCUUGGGUGGUGGACGGGCCGCUCGGGGAUAAUCACUGA